Messenger RNA from Protopolystoma xenopodis, 750 nucleotides. NCBI's taxonomy places the organism in Eukaryota, Metazoa, Platyhelminthes, Monogenea, Polystomatidea, Polystomatidae. The record is from the annotation of a GenBank genome assembly.
AUGCUUUGUUAUCGGCCCCUCUUCGGUGCUGCCGAUCGCCUGGAUGAGGAAUUCACAGUGAUGCGUCUUUAUAUCUCCAAAAUGAAAACUGAGGCUAAAUCUUUGCAGUCGCGUGUUCGGCAAUUAGAAGAAGAACGGGUCCAACACGUUCAAUUAAUGCGAAAAAGCGAUGAUGAAGCGAAAGACUUACGCGUUCGCGUCAAUGAACUCGAAGUAAAAAUCGCUACACUCAUGGACAAGGUUGAUGACAGCGAUUCGCGUAAGCGCAUUCUCGAAGAAACCGUGGACAACUUGAAUGCCGAAGUAGCUAAACUACGUGCAAAUGAGCAACUCUUGUCUGGCACGGGCGUGACCAACAGCCAAAUUUUGGCCGGCCAAUCUGCAAUCCAAGAGAAGUUGGAUGAAGAAUUUAAACGGCAGAGCGAGCAGUACGCUCAGCAGGUGAAGCAAUUGCGUGAUGACCUUGACGAAAGACAGAAAAAGUUGGACAAUCUACAGGAGUGCGUCAGCCACCUCACCUUCCAACGCGAAAAGUUACAAAAAGAAGUGGAACGUUCUCGUAUUGAAUGCGAAGUUAAAACUGUCCGCCUUGAGCAACUCGAGAAAGCAGCCGAGAAGCGCGAGCAAGCUCGUCAAGACCUACGUGGUCUCGAAGAAACUGUUGGAAAGGAAUUGCAAACUCUGCACAAUCUCCGUCGAAUGUUUGUUGAAGAUCUCACCAAUCGAAUCAAAAAGGUAAAUCCUUUCUAG